Magallana angulata is the source of this 3350-nucleotide messenger RNA. RefSeq lists its product as uncharacterized. The transcript is spliced from 6 exons. NCBI's taxonomy places the organism in Eukaryota, Metazoa, Mollusca, Bivalvia, Ostreida, Ostreidae. Bases 161 to 2623 code for a protein of 820 amino acids. The record is from RefSeq and is a predicted model, not a curated record.
UAGGUCAACUCAGGUAAAACCCGUUGUUGACACAUUCAAAGAACAUGGCGUCCAAACAAAACGUUUGAAUGUAAUUAUGUAUAGUUCUACCGUUUUAUGCGAGAUCUUAGAUAUUGUUUUGAAUAUGAAGGAUCCUUAAUUAGUACAGGUAACUGAGCUGAUGAUGAAGCUAUACUGUCUUAUCAUCCUGACACUCUGCCUGAAUUUGGCAGAUGGAAUUGUCAGAGAAUACUACAUGGAUGGUCCUAGUACGUGCGGGCAGACCAUCAUUAUUUAUGACAAUAUAAUAAACCUGGCCGCCCGCUCCCCAAUCUCCACCCCCAAUCCUCCCCGGGUGUGUACCACGUACCUACGCUCUGGGUACACAGACUCCUACUAUUACAUCAAAGUGGAGUGGACGGCCACCAUCAAGGACUGUGCCUUUUCCCUGACCAUCUAUGAGGGAUCGACACCAUCUGGAGCCCCCAUUAAAAGUUUCCGUUGCCUAGGAGACCAGGAAAACACAGGGAUUAUUGAGGUCAGGAACUCAGAUAUCACAGUACAGCUGACCCAAGCUUCUGAUCUUUUCCAGCCCCACAACACAUUUAAUUUAAGAAUUUCUACAUUCCGUGAUCCAUCUGCUCCAGAGGUAUCGGAGGGGACCUCCAAACUGCCCACAGGGGCCAUCAUAGGGAUUGUGAUAGGUUUGUUUGCACUGAUUGUGUUCUGCAUCAUAAUGUGCUGGUUCUACAAACAAGGAAAGUUGAAGUUCCUGGAGAAGAAGUCCAUGCAAAGCUACAGAGGAGGAGGCGGAUUUAGUGUGUCUGGUAAAUCAGAAAAUAUCUUCCACAGUAUGAAUGGAGGCUCCACUGGAUAUGUGGAUUCUGUGGGCGAAUCAGAGCAGUCCUUUGCGUCCAAAAACUGGGACAAUCAGAACAUGUGGGCGAGUUUGACUAACACUCCGACCAUGGGUCGUAAAGUCAAACCUGUUACCCCUCCUGUAGCUCCCCCACUGCCCUCUGUCCCAAAGACCUGGGAGAGUGACAGUCAGGCAUCACUCAAACAGGAGCCCGGCGUGCAGGUCUUGUCAUCUUCACCACAACGUGGCAGAAGACGGACCAGAAAUACAGAGGAACCACCCAGGGGCCGCCGUCCUUUAGCGUCCAGUGGCUCCGGAAAAGGUAAUUACAAUAAUGGCUACGCCAACCAAGAGGAGAAAGAAAAUAGAGCAAAUGCCAAAAAAGAGACAAAUGUGGAUGAUGUGUUUGAGGAUGAUAAACCAGCAGGAGGAGGAAUCUUGCAUGAACUCAGACGAGAGCUGUCUCGAAGACAAAGUAUGAAAGAACUCAAGAGUUCCGAGUCAGAAACAAGCACCAAAAAACCUCUGGGUCCUGGGGAAGGCCCCGCUUCUGAGAGUACACCUAGAACAUCACGGAGAGCAAAUGGCAUGCCUGAGGAAACGGGGACAAUAGAUAGGGCCAAGUACACAGGUAUCGACCAGCAGAGUGAGGUGGGAGAGCCAGAUAAAAUCACCAAUCCACUGCUCCGAACCAAUCCAGCCAUCCGAGCAUCAGUCAGUUCCCUGAGAUCCAGAACCGAUGAAUCACCAGGAUCCAAAAGGAAGAAGCGAAAGAAGAAAUAUGUUGGAGUUCACAGAGAUUCCAGUAGAGGCAAGGGGGACAACCAGGAACACACAACUGACGACUCCAUGCCCAACACCUCAUUUGAUUCUAUGCCACAAGGUCACUCUAAGCAAGAGAACGGUCCCCUGCCUCCAGAGGCGCUGGCCCCUGUGUUUGCCACAGAUGAAUCAGUGAUGCAACAUUUCUACCCCCCUCAACAGGACUAUCAGAAUCAAAUAAAUGAAAUGGUUUUACUGGGUUAUGAUGCAUAUGGUAAUGCAAUAUUCUGUAACCCCCAUCAGUAUCAGACUAACGGACAGACGUACAUAAUCGACCCUCAUGGUAACUACAUUCCAGUGGCAGACAUGUCCUACCCUGGGCUGCCCGGCUAUACCUCCACCCCAGGGCAUGACUCUUACCACACCCCUCAGCAUAAUUAUCAUCAAAUGUCAUCAAAUCAGUUAGCGAGAGCAAACAUCAACAACAGCUCCAUAGUGCCGGUAGGGACAGUGCUAGACGAUCCACAAGUGCCACCACCAGGGGGAACCAUAGUUCGGUCUGCAGUGGAUAAAAAAACGGGGGCACAGGUCAACCAGACUAUUUGGACGGACAGCAAGAGAGACCCUACCGACCCCCCGCCUGGAGAGCAGAACCCACAGAUCACCCGUAAAACCAUAGUCAGAGUGACCACCAAGGACUCCAAAGAUGGCCAGCUUCCAUCUGCACCUGAUCCAGCUCUUCAGGAGAUUUCCUUUAAUGCAGCUCAACAGUUACGGCGACAUCCUAAUGAUGACCCUCCUUUCUUGUCCCCAUCUAAACCAGUACGACCGCUGAUGUCUGGGGGACAACGCACCAUAUACUCCUCCGAAACACCAGAGAGAGCAAACGCCGCAUUUUAUUCCAACAUUCAGCCGCCAGCUGUGAUGGAAACACCAAAGACUUCGGUGAUGCAUGAUGCUCCUGUUAAAAACCAUGCCAUACGAGACAAAAUUACAGUAAACAGGGAAUCAUCAGAAAUAUAGAGCCAUUAUAAAUCAAACCCGACAGAAAACAAGUGAAAGAGACACUUUGUGGUUUAAUUUUUAGCAAUAUUUUGUACAAUACAAAUUUUUAUUCAAUUUUACAUUUCAAGUUUACAGUCAUUUUUUUUUAUAUUCUACAAUUAUAUAUAUCAUUGAUUUCUUUAGAGAAUGGACAGCAUGUCUAUUUGCAUAAAGCAUAUUCAUCACAAAUACAUUUUGUUAUUGUGUGUCUACUUAUUGGUACAAUACCUACAAAUGUCAAAAUGAAUUUUAUUUGAGUAACUUUAUCUCUUAUAAAAAGUUAUUGAAUUUUUCAAACCUUAAAUUAAAUUCAUGAUGACUUUUAACCUUAUUGAAAUUUGUAAUCUGUGAAAAAAGUUUCAUCAACAGCCAUGGACUGAAAAUUAACUAUAGAUAUGUUCUGACUAAAUAAUUUCUUACAAUCAUCCAGUUUUGUUUUGUGUUUUUAUAUCUGCAGGGAAUGCAGCAAUGAAAUAUCUUGUAGGUUUUGUAGGGACUAGCUAUUUAUGUAAAAUUCUGCUUUGUAAAAUUAAUGUAGAAUGUGCUAUUUGAUAUUUAAGUGUCAUAUCACCAUGUUGUUAUUUAAAUCAUUGCCUCACAUUUUAAGACAUAUCAUAUUUUGAUUAUAUAUAUAUAUAGAAUAUUUUUCCGUUUGUUAUGAAGCCAUUUUAGAGGUAGUUUUCAAUAAAGACAUGUGCUAUUAGAA